This is a messenger RNA of Hemiscyllium ocellatum (epaulette shark), 941 nucleotides long. RefSeq names its product secreted phosphoprotein 24-like. Gene Ontology annotation, cellular component: extracellular region. The transcript is spliced from 9 exons. Gene Ontology annotation, biological process: bone remodeling. The coding region runs from base 78 to 716 and encodes 212 amino acids. The record is from RefSeq and is a predicted model, not a curated record. Lineage: Eukaryota; Metazoa; Chordata; Chondrichthyes; Orectolobiformes; Hemiscylliidae.
AAGGAAAGGGCAGAGCAAGAGAGAGAAGCAGCUCCUUUACUCUGAGAAAGCAGCCAGCUGAUCACACAAGAGGCAGAAUGAAAGCCUUCCUCCUCACCAUUGCUGCAGUGCAGAUUCUCCACUGCUCAGGAAUACCGAGCCCUAAGGAUGCUCUGAGAGCAUCAGUUAUAAAACUGAACGAAAUCACCGAGACCAGCAAUCUGUGUGGGAUAACCAGGAGAAGGGUGAAGAAUAUUCAACACACAGGGAAAUUGUCAUACAAUGUGGACUUAACAUUCUCCGUGAAAGAAACCGUCUGCUCCAAAAAUUCUGGACUGGAAUUUGAUGAUCCCAGCUGUCACUUCCGUCUCAGAAAGGCUGCUGAGAGAGGUUUGUGCAAAAGCCAUGUUGCAUAUUUUGCUGAUGAGGUUGUCGACAUUGAUGUAGAGUGUCGAGGGUUGAAGACAGUUGACAGCAACAGUGACUCAUCAGAAUCGAGUGAAAACAGUGUAGAGGUCAAAACCCAGCCAAAACCCAUGUCAAUUGAGGAAUCACCAAAGGUAAAAAGCGAGUCAACAGAACUAUCUCUUGAGGACUCUCCAGAUUUAUUACAGAUGAAAAGCGAAUCAACAGAAACGUCAAUUGAGGAGUCUCUCAAUGUGAGAAGCAAGUCAUCAGAAACAUCGCUCGAUACAUCUUCAAAUGAAUACCAUGAAGAUUCAAGAUCCCGACACUAACCAGGAAUGAAACUUCUAUAAAGUUGAGCUUGAUGUGAACGCAAAGCCUCAUUCUGAUUAAAGAAGAUGUAUCAAUUGGACUUUAUUUUUUCAUACAUAAGGAUGAGGGGACCUGGGGUUCCUGACUGUACAUUUUACUGUAACUGGGAGAUUUUAUAAUUUGUAAAUGUUCUGUCCUUCGGUGCAUGUUGUUAUCUUGUGUUCUGUGGAUCACAUUAAAAUGUA